AUGAAGCCCAGUAAAAUCAUCGAGCACAUCGUCCUCUUCAAAAUCAAGCCCGAUGCCCAAACUUCUGCAGUCAACGCGAUGGUCAGCAAUCUCAACGGCCUGAUUUCACUUGACCCAGUACUCUUCCUGACCGCCGGUCCACUCGUCCGCGCCAUAUCAUUAUCCUCUCUCACCUUCACCCACAUGCUCCAUUCCCGCUACUGCUCCAAGCCCGACUUGACUUCCUAUUCGGACCACCCGGCCCACGUCAGUGCUGUUGCGAAUUACGUUACGCCUGUAAUUGAUGACAAAAUGGCAGUUGAUUGGGUCUCUGACUUCACGGAUUCGAUCACAGUCCAUCCUGGUUCUGCCAUCCGGGUUACCCUUUUGAAGCUCAAGGAGGGUUUGGGAGAAAGUGUGAAAAAGGAGGUUUUGGGGGUUUUGGAAGGGAUUAGACAUGAAAUUCCUUCAAUUGAGCAGCUAACUGUUGGAGAGAAUUUCUCCCCGGGAAGGGGGAAGGGUUUUUCAAUUGGUUCGCUGGCGGUUUUCAAGGGAACGAGUGAAUUGGAGGCCGUGAAUUGGGAGCCCGAGAUGGCAAAGAAUAUGUUGGGAGUUUCUGUUUCACUUGCUUCUCUGAUCUUAUUGUGUUAUGGGGUGAGAGCCAUUCCAGAAGUCGACAGAAUCGUGUUAUAA
Molecule: messenger RNA, 672 nt
Organism: Fraxinus pennsylvanica
Lineage: Eukaryota; Viridiplantae; Streptophyta; Magnoliopsida; Lamiales; Oleaceae
Source: the annotation of a GenBank genome assembly